AUGUUUUUAUUGUCUCCCUGUGCUUCAGAUAAGAAACUAGGGGCCAUCAGCCUGGGCAGCUUCCUCUCCUCUCCCCAGAAGACUAAAGUAGGAAAUGACAUCAGACUGGUUUACACUGAAGGAAGUGUUUGCAGCGAUAAAAAGACGAAGAUCCAAACCAUCCUGACACUCAAGUGCAAACCAGGAGAUCUGGAGAGCGCUCCUGUCCUCCGCAGCGUUUCCUCUGAUGGAUGUGUGUAUGAGAUGGAGUGGUACACCGCCGCCGCCUGCGUCCUCUCCAAGGUUCAGGGAGACGACUGCAGGGUGGAGGACCCUCAGGCCGGGUUUUCCUUCGACUUGUCUCCUCUCUCCAAAGCCGACGGUGGUUUCUACAACCUGACCAGCGACCACUACGAUUACUACAUCAACGUGUGCGGUCCUGUCAAAGCUGCCAGCUGUCCGGAGAAUGCUGGGGCGUGCCAGUCCGAAAAGAGUUCUUGGAGUCUCGGGGAAGCGAACUCUCGUCUGUCUUACUACGACGGCCUGAUCCAGCUCACCUACAGCAACGGCUCCCAGUACAACAACAAAGGACACACUCUCAGAUCCACUCUCAUCUCCUUCCUGUGUGACCCUGAAGCCGGAGCUGGAAAACCAGAAUUCCAGAUCGACAAUGUCUGGUACCAGUCUCUACAUGAAGUAGACCGUCUGCCUGCGUACGCCAGCGUCGGACACCUGUCCCUACUAGCCUGCUUUACAACUUACAUCAUGAAGAAGUUCAAGUACCACAGUCUGUUCAGGUAG
Messenger RNA from Notothenia coriiceps (black rockcod), 780 nucleotides. Its product is annotated as cation-independent mannose-6-phosphate receptor-like. Gene Ontology annotation, biological process: lysosomal transport. The record is from RefSeq and is a predicted model, not a curated record. Gene Ontology annotation, molecular function: D-mannose binding; signaling receptor activity. Lineage: Eukaryota; Metazoa; Chordata; Actinopteri; Perciformes; Nototheniidae. The transcript is spliced from 5 exons. Gene Ontology annotation, cellular component: trans-Golgi network. Bases 1 to 780 code for a protein of 259 amino acids.